Molecule: messenger RNA, 2492 nt
Organism: Plectropomus leopardus (leopard coralgrouper)
Lineage: Eukaryota; Metazoa; Chordata; Actinopteri; Perciformes; Serranidae
Source: RefSeq, a predicted model, not a curated record
GUGGGGAGUAAACAGGCAAAAUGUCCAACAAAAAGUCUUCACUGAUGCCAGGAGAUGUGGAGAACCUGCGGAGAAGAUCCGCGACUGAUUCAGCAGAGAACUCUGUAGAUCCUGAACAGCAUCUCCGGUUUCCACGGCUCUGUGUUGGCCCCCAGCAUCCAGAGCUAGGCGCUGCGGAGACACCCUCCCCUGAUGCUUCUAACCACCACUUCUGCCACUACACACCCAAAUGUUUCCUGGCGGUCCACAGAGGAGGACAAGGCAUCACCCGAUCAACUCCGUCUCGCUGUGGAGACGAGGGCUGGCAUGAAGGCACCACAAAGACAACAAUCAGAGCUGAGAACGAGGUGGAGGCACACAGGGAGGCCAACAACUACAAGUUUGGCUUCAGAAAAUGGAAGGGCAAUGUAACGGAGAAGCCCAUCGAGGACCGAUCCGACAUCAUCAAAGAGCUCCACUCUGAUCUUAGCAUUGUUAAGCCUCAAGGAGGCUCAGUGCUCACCAUUGGGAACAUAGUCUACGUGUUUUUAUUUGGAUGGUGGAUUUCUUUAAUCUACCUCCUCAUUAGUCCUGUCAUGUUUCUAACUAUCAUCUGUGCCCCUUAUGGAAAACUUUGUUUAAAGAUGGCGCGGUACUUUAUUUGGCCAUUUGGGAAGUCGAUAGCAAGGGCAAGUGACGUAGUUAAGAGAUCCAUUGUAAAGCCUCCAAAGUGUGAGGUCAUUCCUGAAGAAAGGGACAGUGAAGACAGUAAGGACCUUGUCAGGGACAAGGACUCUGCACCCCUUCUGGUGUCUUCCCCACUCCCUGUUGAGAUCCCUGUCCCAGAACCACCAGCCAGAAAGACUUCAAAUCACUGGUGUCACAUCAGCACAUACAUUUGGUUGUUGCUAUGUUACCCCAUCCUGGCUGUGGUCCACUCUGUUGCCUGUGUGCUCUCCUGGCUGCUGGUCUUCACUAUACCUGUAGCCAAAAUGAACGCUCGCACGCUGACCAUCGUCCUCCUCAUGGCACCAGACAACGUUCAGAUUCACAGACUGGAAAAGACAUUUGUGUGCGAGACCAAAGUCGUCUUAUGCUGUUAUCGAGCCUUCAAUAUGUAUUACUACAAAUACACUGUCCAAGGAAUCAACAUUUUCGCUCUCAACCUGCUUCCCCUGGUCGUCAUCACUCUCAUUAUCGGCUAUACUGACCGAGAGCACCAUUUCUGCAGCACGGAGACCAAAUUUACCACAGCCAUCGCUUCCAUCAUCCCCCUGUCCUACUAUAUUGGCAUGGGUAUAGCCAGCCUCUCUGCACAGAGUAACUUCGCAGUGGGAGCGGUGGUCAACGCGACGUUCGGCUCCAUCACAGAGAUGACGUUCUACAUCACAGCGCUGCUGCGGGGACACAGCGCUGGCACCAAAUGUUAUGAAGAGAUCGUUAAAGCAGCACUCACCGGGACCUUGCUCGGAUGUAUACUGUUCGUACCUGGUAUCUGUAUGAUCAUUGGAGGCAUUAAACACAGAGAGCAGCGAUUUAACAGCCGUUCAGCCGGCGUGAGCUCGGCUCUGCUCUUCAUAUCGGUUGGAGGUGUGUUUGCUCCGACCCUCUUCUCAAAGACCUUCGGUAAUAUGGUGUGUGAAAGCUGCACCAACAUUCCAGGAAACGGCAGCGUUCCCUUCAUCUGCAAGGACUGUCACUACGACACGAGUCAAGCUGACCCACAGUUCAUCCUGUCCCAGAUUGAGCCCCUCGUGUACACAAUUUCUGUGCUGCUGCCUGCUGCGUACCUGAUCGGCCUCAUCUUCACACUGAAAACCCACUCCCACAUCUACGAUAUCCAUAUCAGUGAUGGUCAAGGGGGCCAUGCACACGGUCAGUACGCACAAGAGGGUACCAGCAGCUACCACCCCUCUGGUGAGGUCACCACUGGCCAUCUCUUCUCAGCCAACACGUGUAUUAAUGCCAGCAUUUUUUCCACCACCCACGUUGGAGCAGGUCAUCAUGUAGUCCACUGGUCCAGGUGGAGGGCUCUGGCAGUGCUGAUAAUUGCCACAAUAUUAAUGGCCUGCUGCGCCGACCUCAGCACGGAGAACAUCGAGCCCAUGCUGACCCACUCCACCAUCUCCCAGUACUUCAUCGGGGUCACAGUGUUGGCCAUGGUGCCAGAGCUUCCUGAGAUUGUCAACGGGAUCCAGUUUGCACUGCAGAACAACAUCAGCCUGAGCCUUGAGGUGGGCAGUUGCAUUGCUGUGCAGGUUUGCAUGAUUCAGAUUCCAUUGCUCAUCCUCUUCAAUGCCUUCUAUGAUGUUGGCUUCGUGCUUGUGUUCAGUGAUAUUCAUCUCUGGGCCAGCAUCUUCAGUGUCAUUCUGGUCAACUACAUUUUCAUGGAUGGAAAAUGUGACUACUUUCAGGGCACUGCAUUAGUGGUGGUCUACCUCAUCCUUUUGGCUCUUUACUUCUUUGCUCCUUCUCCACGUUCCUGUUGAUCAGCUUGCCAAGAAAAAUCCUAA